This is a messenger RNA of Lodderomyces elongisporus, 3240 nucleotides long. RefSeq names its product PDPK1 family serine/threonine-protein kinase (gene PKH1). Gene Ontology annotation, biological process: peptidyl-serine phosphorylation; intracellular signal transduction. NCBI's taxonomy places the organism in Eukaryota, Fungi, Ascomycota, Pichiomycetes, Serinales, Debaryomycetaceae. The coding region runs from base 1 to 3240 and encodes 1079 amino acids. The record is from RefSeq and is a predicted model, not a curated record. Gene Ontology annotation, molecular function: ATP binding; protein serine/threonine kinase activity. The transcript is spliced from 2 exons.
AUGAAAAAAGAUCAAGCUGGGUCUCGUUAUAUCUUUAGUUCGGCUCAACAUGAGCUUCCAUCGGUACACAUUUCAUCUCGUUUGUCGUCGCUAGGUAAUGGAGAUUCUGGGGACGACAUAGCAAGAACUGCGCCGGGGACUCCACUGUCUAUGAACUCUUUUGACUUUCGGCCCCGAUACCCACGAGCGGUGACCAACUCCUCACUAAAUGUCCUUGUUGACACACCAGGCACAGAAUCAGACUUGAAAAAACUUGGCGAGCCAAGGUCUUUGCUUAAAGGUGGUGACAAUAAUUUAACUUCUGAAAAGCGUGGCGAUAAUGGCUCCCUUUCAGAUAGUAUCAACUCUGCUAGCUUGGCUCAGCCAAGCGAUGCUGGAGGAGAUGACACGUGGGCAAACAAAGGCGCCGCAGUUAAGUCAGUUUACUCGCAAAACGGCGAACCAGCUGUUAUACGGAGAAGCGUCAAUGAUUUCAAGUUUGGGAAAGAAUUGGGCGAAGGCUCAUAUUCCACUGUUAUAUUGGCUACCGAUAAAAUUACAUCAAAACAAUAUGCGAUAAAAGUUUUGGACAAGAGACAUAUUAUCAAGGAGAAAAAAGUGAAAUAUGUCAACAUAGAAAAGCAUGCAUUGAAUAGAUUAAGCAAUAGAAUGGGAGUCAUUUCGCUUUACUUUACAUUUCAAGAUAAAGACUCUCUUUAUUUUGUUUUGGAUUACGCAGCCAACGGAGAAUUGCUUUCAUUGAUCAAACAAUACACUACGCUCAACGAAGAGUGUACACAACAUUUUGGUGCUCAGAUCCUCGACGCCAUUAACUAUAUGCAUGAGAAUGGUGUGAUUCAUAGAGACAUUAAACCAGAAAAUAUUCUUUUGGAUGACAAGAUGAGGAUACAGUUUACUGAUUUUGGUACUGCCCGACUUUUGGAGAAAAAGAAUGACGAAAGUGAAGACUACCCGGUUGACGUUCGUGCGAAAUCAUUUGUGGGAACAGCCGAGUAUGUAUCACCCGAGCUACUCGAAAGCAAAUAUUGUGGUAAGCCGGGUGAUAUAUGGGCUUUUGGAUGCAUUAUUUAUCAAAUGAUUGCAGGGAAACCUCCAUUUAGAGCUACAAAUGAGUAUCUUACGUUUCAAAAGAUUACCAAACUUCAAUAUGCAUUUAGCGCUGGCUUCCCUAAUAUUAUUAGAGACUUGAUAAAAAAAAUAUUGGUGUUGCAACCAUCAAAGAGGGCCACAAUUCCUGAAAUACAAAACCACUAUUUUUUCCAGCUGAAAAAUUUUAAGGAUUUUGAUGACAUUUGGUCAAAGCCGCCUCCAGUAUUAGGUCCUUAUAAAAUGACGGCCAAGUCUAUGAUGAAAGUACCCAAUGCUAUGAAAGUACCCAAUGCGGUAAAGGCUAUUAGCUCACCAAGCUCGAAGAAGAAACAGUCAUCUACGACGACGACACGCGAAGCUGCACAACCAUCUGCAAAAGCCCAAGUAACAGCCAAAGAAUCAGAAUUUGGAGCACCGUUAACCGCAACGGAAACUGUAAAUCCAGCAUCUGCAGCUGCAGCUGCUCUCAGAAAACCUCUGUCAGGGUCGGAAGUUAGUGGGUCAGAUCCAUCGACACUGAGAGAUAGUUCCGCCGAGCCAAGGAGAACAGUAAAAACACAACGUCCAGAUUACAUUCCUGGUACUAAAAUUUUACGGCCACAAAUUAAGGGUCGACCAUCAAUUCAAUCUUAUUCACGAGCAUCCUCCACCAGUACUGCUACCAAUGCUGCCAACAAUGCUACGAAUAAGGAACGGUCAAAUUCGACAGUGGUAACGGCUGCUCCAGAUAUAAUGGAUGUAACUCCACCAGGUGUUUUGGAAGCAGCUUGGGGUUCCCAUCUUGAACAUAGCGAUGAAAGGAUAAUUCGUGUGGGCCCAGUGAUUGUUCACAAGGAACAAGCCGAUGCGUUUAAAAGCAAACACGACAACUCUUUACGAACAAUCUCCUUGGGUGCCACAAAGUCUCAUCGCAGUAGAUCUGAAACUAGCCUUUUAUCGCAAAUGGUUAAUGGAGUUCCAGUUUACACUAAAGAAAAUACAGAUGAAACUGUUGCCAUCUCUGAACCGGAAGAAACCAAUUUCCUUAAACGAUCAGCUAGCAAAAAGAGCAAAAAGAGUCUGGAUAUCGAAAGAACGCCAUCCACAAAUUCCAACAAUAGGUUGACAAAACACACUUUUUUUAGAAAAUUGGGUAUUACGCAUGGUGAUAAAAAGGACGACGAAAUGGAAUCUAGUAACAUGUUUUCUUUAGACAAAGCGCAAACUGGAACAAUGGUGAUCACCACUCACGGUAGGGCCUUAGUGUUUGCAAGAAAGGAUUUAGAAUCAGAGUAUAAAUUGAUAUUGGCCGUGAAGUUGAAUUUUCCAUUCAUUCGUAUCCAGGAGUUGGUUACAUCUCAAAAUAAGCUAUCGAAAUUUUUACCCACUGUGGGUAUAUUUGUCAUUUCUGCAGUCGAGCUGGUGUUUGUCUUUGAGGUAGAGAAGUUGGACGUUAGCCACUGGAUUGAUGCAUUAUUGAAAUCAAAGUACAAUGAAAUGGAAAGAGAUAAAUUGAAAGCAGCGGCAGAAGCUGGUAAAGACAAUCCAUCGCUGACUAAAUCUGUGCCUGCGGCCGCGCCUGCACCUACACCUGCACCUGCACCUGUGCCUAUGGGAACUGCAAAAGAAGCGCGUGCCAAACACCAAGAACCUUCUCCUACUUCCAAAAAGAAAGAAGUUCCUGCUAGGAUUCGAAACGUGGAGACGAUACCUAGCCUGAAGAAUCAAAAAAUGAAUGGUGAAUCCAGGACAAAUGCAAAGUCACAAAGAGUUUCUCCUGACCAUUCAGCGCUGACAAGUAUGCUUAAGAGUAGAAUUCAGAGAUCAAUGCCACGAAGGAAACCACCGCCAGUUAGUCCGCCAAACGAACUAAAUGUACACACCGGUCUUCCGCUGAAUUCACCGGAAACUGGUUAUCUACAUGCGGCCCAACUAGCUGUUUCGCAGCACUCUCACAUGCCAGUAUCAAACAACCGCCGUUCUAGUUUUACAAAAGAGAAUGGAAUAAAAGCAGACUUGAACAGGUCUAUGGCGAAUGCUAGUAGCAGUACUGGAGGUAAUGGUGGUGGGGGUGGUAAUAAUGGAUCUGGAGGAGGAAGAUCAAGUACUCCUACCCUGCCUGUAAUAACAGGUCUGAACUCCAAAUUUCUUGCGCGUAGUAGUAGAAAAUAG